This is a messenger RNA of Theileria equi strain WA, 957 nucleotides long. RefSeq names its product signal peptide containing protein. Lineage: Eukaryota; Apicomplexa; Aconoidasida; Piroplasmida; Theileriidae. The record is from RefSeq and is a predicted model, not a curated record. The coding region runs from base 1 to 957 and encodes 318 amino acids. The transcript has a single exon.
AUGAGACUCUACAUUCUAUUAUCCAUUCUUGCCGCCAUUAAACUCUGCAGUGCCGGUUGGCCGUGUUGUUUCAAGUGUUGCACUGGAGGAGAUGCUGAAGAAGCAGAGGAUCAAAACGUUUUGGAUAUUUCAAAGGUGGACAAAACACUCUUUCAAGUUGAGGAAAAUGAUGAGGAACGAGCAAUUUAUCCGAGAACACACUGUGUUAUUACGGAGGUUUUGGAAGGUAACAUUCCAAUCUGGAAGGCACAAGGUCCCCAAACUUGUUCGCUUGUCAGACUAUCACUGAAGAAAGGGUCUCUAAUAGCUGCCAAAUUGAGUAUUGUAGAGGAUGACAAGACGGUGGUAGAGACAUUUACAAGGAAGGGAAAUGAAUGGACACCAGGCGACUCUGAGGCUGAAAUGGAGUCCAUGCACCCAGCAUUUGGCGCAAAACACCAGACUGAACUUUCAGACGAGAUAAGACCCAGAGUAUUUUCAGAGGAUACACUCAAAAGAAGUACAGAAUCGCAAAUUGCCAAAAGGGGAGAGGGUGAUGAAGCCACAAAGCCGUCCCCUCAUCAAAAAAAGCGUCCAAAUUUGAGACUAGAGCUCAUUACUCCACUUGAAUUGGAUAUUUCCAACCCAGACAAGAAGAAUAUUUGCGCAGGUGGACGUAGAAAGAAUGGAAUGGACCACAAGUCAUUCUUUCCAAGGAAGGAGUAUUCCAUUUCCUCCGUACAUGAUAAUGGGUAUACAAUCUGGAAAAGCCUCGGUAUAGAACGCUGCUUCUUUGUGGAAUAUUACUCUGCAAGAGAAUGCAUGAUUCUCUAUAUUGAGGCUGGCACUGGUAAAAAGGUUACAUCCCUAUUUUUUGAAAAGUCUGAAGAUGCAUGGGUAGAGAUUGAUAGUGUGCAAUUUGCCAAACGACUUCAGGAUAUCAAGCAGGCGCGCUCCUCGAGGAGCUCCACAUCUUGA